Messenger RNA from Diprion similis, 2298 nucleotides. Its product is annotated as myosin type-2 heavy chain 1. NCBI's taxonomy places the organism in Eukaryota, Metazoa, Arthropoda, Insecta, Hymenoptera, Diprionidae. Bases 304 to 1611 code for a protein of 435 amino acids. The transcript is spliced from 8 exons. The record is from RefSeq and is a predicted model, not a curated record.
UCGCGAGUAAUGUUGCGAAUCGUGUCGAAACGUCAAAAUGUGGCGAAGCUAGUGAAAACAGACCGACGAUUAAUGGUAAAUUAAAGCAAUAAAGCGCAAUAAAAAUACCCCGGAGUUAAAUCAGUACUUAAAAUAAAUUAAACUUCUAAAAUCUGAAAAUAACGACGCAUCCUGCGUCGAGGUGAAAAAACUGGAAUACAAAGCGUGAUUAGUUUGAGGUUAUGUCCGUGUGGAUUGGCGAGAAAUCGUGUUAAAAAUUCAUCAGUUGAAACACACAUUGCCAAGGGCAAUUGGAAAUAGACAAUGACUCUGCCCGUAAUGGCGGUAAAAAAUAACAAGGAGACUAUUAAUCUACUCGACUUGACGACCGACAGCGAAUCCUCGAUUUCGGACAUCGUAUUAACACCUAGAAAGAAGAAGGUCAAGAGGCGUUACAGGUCAGGUGUUUCCUCGAGAGACAAUGAUGCAAGUUCGUGUGGCUGUGGAAGGUCGCAAACCAGAGUAGCCGCCCUGUGGUUAGCAGCUAUUUUGAUAACAUUUUGGCUAUUGGCUUUAUCUUGGCUCGCUGCGAUACUGCACAACGAUAUUCAGAAUAUGUACGCCAGCGUCAGAUCAGUUAUAGCAGGCAAUGAAAACGUUCCGGAUACUCUCCAGAAGUAUCAUUCACUGUCGAGGGAUCUUCAGAACAACCAAACGAUCAUAUUCGCCAAUCUGAACGACAUCAAACUUCAAAUAGCCAAUUUUACGACUCAGCUAUCGACUCUGCAGCACGGGCUUCUCGAUGUUCAGAAUACUGUAAAGGCUGCGCCAGAACUCAGUAGCGUUCCUGAAGAGUUGAAAUCUCUCCAAGCCAAUCAAGCGACGCUCGGUAGCCAAGUGAAAGACAUGGAAACUACCGUCACGUCUCUUAAAUCAAGCAACACCAGGAUACAAGAUGUCCAAAAUAAUUUAUCAGCGAAUAUAACAACGUUAGAGAAUUCACUGGCGACGCUAUCUAGCAACAUGCAGCGUCCUGAAGCUGUACUUUCUGAUGAAAGUAAAGCUCAGAUUGAAUCGAUUCGCACGGAGAUUACUCAGUUGGUGAAAAACUUGACUGCACUUGCUGAGAAUUCGACGCAAAAUCUCAAGUGGACAACUGAGAAUCGAAAGGCAGACCGAAGACAGUUAGGUGUGGUACAGGAGCAAGUGGCGAAUGUUAGUACGAAGAUCGAAUCGUUGGAGAACGAAUGCGCGAGGAUAACCAAUGUGGCAACAAUUAAGGACUCCGUUAAUAAAUUAUCUGAGAGCUUGAAGGCUGGUAAUGUUGAACUAGAAAAGAAGCUGAAGAAUUUGGAAAAUAGAUACAACUCAUUGCAAAACUCUAGCGACGCGAUGUUGGUGUCUAUUACGAAGCUCCAAAACUUGACAGCCAACGUCACAACUGAAGACGCGGUCUCGACUGGAAAAGUUUCUGGUCGUAAAGACGUCAGAGAAUCAUCAGAGACCAAAUUGCUUGGGCAGAUGGCUGAUGGAGGAGAGGCAAAUGGAAAAUCACCCAGCAUAUCGGCUGUGGAAUCUGUACCAGUUAAACAAGUACAGAAAAACAAUGCAGGGGGUGAUGGCACCACGUAACUUGGAACCUCCGAUUACUUGUUGAAUUCCACUGAUUGAACAAAGUCCUAUGUAAAGUAAAAAUUAGUAAUAAAAACCCUCGCGAAAGGUAGGGUAAUACCUAUACAUGUCUGGGUGUAUAUACAUAUAGGUAUAAAAUAACCAAUCAAUGAAUUGUUUAUAUUAUUAUAUCAUUUGAAAGGUAUUGUUGCCAGAGAUUUUGGUUCAUGUAAUCAAUAUAGCAUGAGAGAUACGUACAUAUUUUUUAUCUCAAUUGUAACAAAGUCAUAAUUAAUAAUAUGUACCAGUUACAAUAGUUACAUAGUAGGUAUAUACAUAAAUGCAUGAAACGAGAUAUGCUACACAUGAGAAUAAUGUUUUAACGAAUUGUAAAUAUAUUUUGGAGUGAGAAUGCAUUUAAUAAUUAAUUUGAGUCGUAUAUUAUCAAUAUUUCUAUUAUUUAUUUAUAUAGUUAAUGUGUAACGGAUUUCCGGAUAUAUUGAGGUCAACAGUACAAAGUCCUUAACGGUUUGGAAAUAAUUUCUCAAUAUUUCGCAUAAAGGGUGUUGUCAUUAUUCUUGUACAUUUUAUAUAGGAAAAAAAGACAUACAGAAUAAAAAAAUUAAAAAAAGUAUUGAAAGUUUUGUAGAGGGUAGUGGAUCCCGUUUGAAGCGAUGGCAACGGUACGAUCAGUCAUGAUAUCAGUAA